Messenger RNA from Pyricularia pennisetigena, 2265 nucleotides. RefSeq lists its product as uncharacterized. The record is from RefSeq and is a predicted model, not a curated record. The transcript is spliced from 4 exons. Gene Ontology annotation, biological process: DNA-templated transcription; regulation of DNA-templated transcription. NCBI's taxonomy places the organism in Eukaryota, Fungi, Ascomycota, Sordariomycetes, Magnaporthales, Pyriculariaceae. Gene Ontology annotation, molecular function: DNA-binding transcription factor activity, RNA polymerase II-specific; zinc ion binding; DNA binding. Bases 1 to 2265 code for a protein of 754 amino acids.
AUGACGACUGCCGUAAAGAGGGCGUGUGACGCCUGCCACCGUCGCAAAGUCAAAUGCGACGGCAUCAACCCGUGCAGAAACUGCUCGUCCGCCCAGCUUUCUUGCACCUACAAUGCGAUUCCCCAGAAAAAAGGCCCCAAGGGCUCGCGAGCCAAGGUCAUCAGCGAACUUCGAGAAACGCAACGUCAGACAAGCCUGGCCACCAAAGUACAUAAUCGCCUCAAUGGCGCCCCGAGUCCACCGGCAAGCCCGGCCCCGGCACCAUCUCGUGGUCUCUUGACCAAGGACAUGGUCAGCGCGUGCAUCGAGUUCUACUUCGCCAACAUGUUCUCCAUCAUUCCUAUUCUGAACCGACAGCAAGUCGAACACGACCUUGGAGUAUGGGAAACCGAUCCUGAGACGUACAGCCUCAUGACAUCCCUUUGCGCCUUUAUGAUGCUCCAGCCCGGCAUGUCAAUGCCAGGCGGUGACCCUUAUGGCCUGGAUGCGCAGCCCGGGGCCAGCAUUGUGUCAGCUCGCCUGCUUAUGGAGGAGACAUCCCGCGUGCGCCGACUCUACGAUCAUCUCGAGAAGCCGAGCCUCAACAGCGUCUGCACCAGCUACUUUCUUUUCGCGUGCCACUACGGCCUGGAGGAGCACGACAGGGCUUGGUAUCAUCUGCGCGACGCUUUGACCGUUACGCUCAUGUUUGGCAUGAACAAGGAGGAAUCAUACCUGACCGUAGACAACACUACUGCAUCCCGGUGGAGGAGACUCUACUGGCUGCUCUACAUGACAGAAAGGUCUUACGCUAUACAACGCGGCCGCCCUCUGUCACUGCAGGCCACCAUCAACUCUCCCACACUGGGAGAUGGGCCGAUGGAUCCUUUCGGAACUCAACUUAGUGGUUUUUUGCUCAUGAUAACCAUAUUCCGGCAGUUUGACGACCAGUUCACGAAUCUCUGGUGCAAGAGCAGGAACAACUGCUCGUCCAGCUAUAUCAACACACUCCAUAAGAACUUCAACGAAGUGCUGCCGCAUUAUCUGAACAAUGUUGACCCGCAGCUGGCCGAUGCUCGAAACAACCAGGCUUGGCUCAAGCAACUUAUUUGGCAGCUGAGCAUGGCCAAGACCCAGAACGUUAGCGACACGACAGUGCAAUAUCCUGUGGAUCUGCAGCGGGAGCUUGUGGCGAUGACCGCAGCCUUCUCUACCCAGAACACGGAGUUGAUAAACGCAGGUUUCAUUGAGAAACUUUGCGAAACCGCCUCGUCAUUGAUUGAUGUCUUGACAGUCCAGCCUGCAACCCAAAACCCCUUUAGCCCGUUCAACCCCCGCGAGACUCUACAACAGAUUUUCAACAUCGUCGGAGUCAUUCGAAAGGACGAGUCUAGGUUUUUGCCGCUGCUCCUCUGCAAGAUGCACGAAGUGAUACCUCGCCUCAUCAGCCCGAUGCUUCAGCACAUGCCUGAAAACAUGUGCAGCGUCGACAUCUUCGAUGGUUUUGGCAACGCAGGGAUAGGCCAGCCUAGCACGAUGCAAAUGGAUGAUUUCGACUACAGAUUCCCAGAGCCGUCGAUCAAGACAGAACCCGGCACUUCUUCGGGCGCAAGCGUCCCGUCAGUCACAGAUAUGAACUCGCCAUUCAGCAGUUCGCCGCCUGUGAUAUCUCCUCAGGUUGAGUACCCUCAGGGGAUACCCCAGGAGUUCAAUCCCAUAUCGGACAUGAUGAGCCCUGUUGGGCCUGGGCCACAACUGAAUGGACCUGGAGGCAUGGGAUCGCACCAGACACAGCACCGCAUGCAGCAGCCCCCACCACAGCAGCAGCAUCAUCAAUUUACACCGACUUCGGCCCAUAAUCAUCCGCCGAAGCCGACUAUUCAAACAAUGGGUCACAAUAUGUCUACUCAUCAUCAAAAUGGCCUGCAUGGCGGAAUCAAUCAGCCAUCCAACAUACCAGGCCAGCAUCCACUACCGCAGCAGCCCCUCAGCAGUGCCGGUGUAAGAGGGCAGCAGCCAUUCGGUCCUGCAGGAUCAUUGAAUCAUUCAAUCAUGCCGGGUGGGCCCGCCAUGUUAAUGCGGCCACAGCCACCACAACGGUCAAAUAGCUUUGCAAUGCCUCCCCCAUCAAACAACACACAACUCAGGACUGUUGGGGACUUUCAAAAUCUGCAGAGGACAAACUCUGAUAUGAGCGUCCUGACUAACUCAAUGGGCGUACCCAUGGGAGCUGGUGGCGGAGGUAUGAUGGCCGCUGAAAUUGACUUUAACACGUUGUCGAGGUAG